AUGGUUUCACCAUGCCUCUUGUGGGCGGCCAGCGUCGGCUUCGCACCAAAACCAACGCGUUCAUCGUUUCGCUUCUUCUGUGACAUCAGAGGUGGCUGCAAUUGGCCUCGACCCUAUGCGUCCUGGGCGGAUUUUAUAAGGUGGCUCUUUCAGUACGCCUCUAUAAUGAACCUGUGCAGCCUCGUACUAGAUCGGUAUAUGGCUAUUGUAAAGCCACUGAAAUACGUCAACUUCAUGACCACGCGACGUAUCACUAAAUUAAUAUUUUUUUCUUGGGUUAUCCCAUUUUGCUUUGCAAUUUUUUCUGUUUUUAUGAGUUUAUAUUUAACAUUUUCGUUAUGUAGGAUAGUCUUAAGCGUAUGUUGCGCGCUUCUUGAGAUUUCCUUCAGCUGCAUGUUAAUUUUCUGUUUUAUUUCCAUGGCAACAGUUGUGUACAAGCAAACGCGAUCAUCAGCCAUCUUGGCAAAACAGUUACGUUUCAACCACCAAGGUUUGACUUUCAACACUCAUGACAAAUCAGCAGUUGUAAUGUUGGCAGUUGUGGUGGUCUUCGCCCUGGCUUGUUUCGCAACUUACUUGCGCUGUAGCCUUAAGUUAUUAGGAAAUCAUACAAAUCUACACCUUUCGUGUAAAAGUGUCGUUAAAUUUAGAAUACCUAUGUUAGUUCUGAACUCUGCAAUAAACCCUUUGGCAUACGCCUUUUUCAAGCAUGACAUUAAGAGAGCCUUAAAAGGGAAAAAACGCUUCCUUAUGAGGUUGGUCGAUUUAAAUUCAUGAAUAAUUAGGGCUAGGAAACAAAGAUGCUUAUCAUUUUAGCCCUUAUUUAAUUUUGACCUGUAACAUGUAUGCUCCAAAUAAACUUAGUGAACGUGUAGGAGACAUCAUUAUUUACAAAAAUUGUUUUAGUUAUUCAAAUUUGCAACGGGAGAAACAGAAGAACCAAUGCGUUUCUGGUUGCUCGCGUUGUAGCCGGCCCACGUAUCUCUAAACCAUUGGUAUAAUAUGCAUGGAGGCGGUUAAGAGUGUCUGCGGCGCGAGCUAGCUUCUGGUUGGAACCGAACUAUCAAAAGAUGACGUCAGCAUGAGUUUCACUGUUUACUCCAAGUGUUGUGAUGUAAACUAUAGGCAUUUUUGUAAGGAAUUCCCGUUCGUCAAUAUUACUUUAUUUUUCCUCGACCUCCGGUUGAUAAAGGUUUUAACAACUCCUCUUCAGAGUAAAAUUCACCUGUCUCGAGUGUUUUGAUUGAUGGCUGAUUAUAAGACAAUUUUAAAUAACCAUGCAUCGACGAGACAAUACUCAUUAAAAAUUAAUUAAUAUCGUACAUUUUCAUUUAAGAUUGUUACCUUGCCUGAUCAACAUUUUUGGAUUAAGAAGUAGCAAAAACACGAAAUAGAAAAGUGAAAACAAUACCAUAGUUAGCUAAAGUUUUCAUCUGUAAUGUCAAAUUUCAAAGCAAAACGUAUCAUUUGAAAAGAUGUUUGAAAACCAAGGGCUAAGCCCCUGAAGCCUUGUACAUGGCUACACAGUUUUAAUCGCUUAAUUAAUAUCGGUUAUUAGAAUUAACAACAGGUGUAGUCAAGACAAAACAAGACUCCGGAGCGGUUUGUGGCAUUUAAUAAUGGGAGCCUGAAGUCUCCAUAAAAUUGUCUUUCGUUGAGUUAAGCUUGAGUUUUAUUCAAAUGUAAAGAACGAAACUGAAAACCGACCCUUCUAAUUGGUCAAAAUGCUUUUGCUGCCCCACAAUCAACUUAGUGAUCAAAAAUUGACGUAUCAGAUAUAUCAUGUUCGUCAGAUAUAAGGCGCAAAUGUUACAAUAUAAAAUAACCCAACCGGUUUCUUUCAAAGACAUAAACUUCAACGCCCAGCUAAAGCUCUGUUCCGAAUAUAAAAUGAGAACUUGGUUUUGGAUUCUUGGUUGGAUUCUGUCCAUUUUGACGAUAGCGGGAAAUGGUUUCACCGUGCUUCUUGUAAGCAGUCGGCUUCGGCUUCGCACCAAAACCAACGCGCUCAUCGUUUCACUUGCGGUGGCAGAUUUCUGUGUUGGGGCGUUCGCUGUUCCUUCACUGUUCUUCUGUGAAAUUAGAAGUGGCUGCAAUUGGCCUCGACCCUAUGCGUCCUGGAUGGAUUUUCUAAGGUGGCUCUUUGCGUACGCCUCUAUAAUGAACUUGUGCAGCUAAGCACUUGAUCGGUAUAUGGUUUUUGUGAAGCCACUAAAAUACGUCACCAUCAUGACUGCGCAAUGUGUCAACUUACAUCAAUUUCUUCGGUUAUCCCUCUUUGUCUUGUAAUUGUUGCCGUUUUCAUGGUUUUUUUUUAUCUAACAUUUUCUUCAUGUAGAAUAGUCUUAAGGGUAUGCUCUGCGCUCCUCGAGAUUUUCUUCAACUGCAUGCUCUAGCUUGUUGCGCGAUUUACUUGCGAUGUGGGUUUGUUCAGAUUUGGGGAAACCAUACAACUCACCUUUCAUGUAAAAAUGACUUCAAAUAUAAAAUACCAAUGUUUGUUCUAAACUUGGCCAUAAAUCCUCUGGCUUACGCUUUAUUCAAGCGUGACAGUAAACGGGCAUUAAAAGGACAUUAACUUGCCUCUUAGGUUGCUCGAUAAUGUACAUGUAUACUCUGCAGCGUUUCCGAUAAUGCGAUCCAGGGUGGAUAAAGGUUGGGCGGUGAAACGAGCGCUCCGGUCUUCAUUCAAUGUGUGAUGCGGAGUAGGACUGGCACGAGCGCUCUUUCCGCGCUUCCAGUAUGCUUGAAGGCCGGCGAAGUUUUCCUUUUGGGAAACCGGAAAUCCUUUUUUCUUUCUGUGAUUUUAGGUUACAAUGUUAAAUACAUAAAUUUGUUUCAUAACAAUAUUAAUGAACAGUUUCAUAUGUUAAUGUUUGUAUGCCUAAAAGUCAAACUUGUUGGUCGUGUAAUGCCAAAAUUUAAAGUGUUGAGUGCCUUCUCCUUCCGCUAAAUAUGACCUAAUCGUCUUUCGCCGUUUCGUUUGCAAAAGCUUAACACUUCUUAACCGUAAUUUUUACAUAUGUUAAAGAGGGAUAAAUUUUACAUAACAUAACAAAAAAUUAGCUUGAUAUAUUUUGAUAUAGUGGCGUUGUACUACUUCAAACAUUGGUUCUCGGGAGCAAUGCGCUAAGGCGAUUCGCGCAAUGCGUCGCAAAUCCGACAACCGCAUGUAAACAAAAUUUAUUGAGGUUAAUUGUAAGGUUUUUUUCUCCGUUUUUCUCUCUAAAACAAAACAAAGUAAACAGUUAACACUGAGGGGAAACUAAUUUUGAAGUUCCGAAGAAACACAAAGACGUACGAGAUGUUUUUUUCAAAAUUAAAAAGAAGGAUGAUGGUGAUUGAAAUAGCCCUUUUUACAGUUACAGUUGGAAACGAGGCAAGAGUUGACCUUAUUUUUGACACAACCGUUCUUGCUUUAUUAUGCAAAACUUGUUGUUGUUAUGCUAACUAGUAUUUUUAAGCAAAAUUUCAAUUAGAAAAGGAAGGAGGCUUAUAUCAAAACAAGGUCAACCUCAGCCUCACGUUCACUCAAAGGCUAGGACACCAAGCCCACAACUGUAAAAUGGCCUAUUAGCAUAAUUACACUUUGCACGAGCUGCACGCAUUUAUAAAAUACAUGCGUCAUCUAGUUAUGAAAAACCAUCUGCUGUCUUUUAGUUUUGCCUGGAUGAUAUGGAUGAGAUUUUCCUUCGUGUUUUAGACAGUAUUUAGUUGUUUUUGUUUUGGAAAAACAUCGGCAUUGGCGUAAUAUAACGAAAAUGUAAUUCAGUGGCGGAGUCAUCGAAGUAACCAGAGAAACCAUUUGAAAGGGAUGUUUGUUUACUCCAACUAAACCUCGCGCAAAAAAUUAGCAACAUUUGCCUCUUGGAGACAGCGUACCAGAAAAAAGGAACGAGGAGGAAAAGUGUAAGAAAACAACUCAAUUCUCAAGCCGCCAUAAUUCAGUGAAAGCGGCAGUGUCUAAAGGACAAACCACAUCGCAAGCCCUGACCGAAGUCGAAUUCUAAACAGAGUCCCAGUCCUCAGCAUCACACCUUUUUGCUAGGACGCGCUCGUUUCACCGCCCAACCUUUAUCCGCCCUGCGGUGAUGAUUUAAGGGCGGCGUUUUUUGAAAAUGACAUUUCUUGAAUAAAUGAUAAAAAUUACCAUAAAUCAUCUGUAAAUAAUAUGUAAAACAGAAGGACGUUUUCAGUUUAAGGUUCCAAAAUGUCUAGAUGGAACUAUAGGUAUAUAUGUGCCGCCGCAAAGGGUAUUGGUUUUUGGACCUUUUUGGACGUCUGAAAAAGGGUUCUAUACACUUUAACCAUUUUGGUCUGGAAUCGGGUAUGGUUUUCGAGGGAACUACGGAAGCGUAUGAACGUAUUUAUCGUUUCAAUUCCAAAUGAAUAAGAACGUAUUAGAAAUAUGGAAAUUCGAAGUACAUUUGAAGAAUGUUUUUGUUUGCCCUCUAAUCUAAGUAAUGAUGACAAAAUUUUUGCCUUACGGCCAGGUCUGAAAACGGGUAUGUAUUUUAGAGGUCUGGUCUGAAAACUGGUGUGAAAAAUGACAUUUCUUGAUCUGAAAUAGGGUCAGGAUUUGGACAACCGGGCGGCACGCUCCCCCCAAGAAUUUCCAGGAGUACCCCCCCUCCCCGGGUUUCAUCUAGACAUUUCGGUCCGUGUGCUUACCAAGCAGAGACGAAAUUUAAAAAAAUGGCUGCAACAAUGACAAACAUGCAAUUUUUGCCCAUCUGCAGUCCUUAGUAGCGUUGAUUAAUAACUAUCUUUCACCGGAAACUGUAGACUGAAUAUACCCUGUAGAAUAUUUAUUGUUUUAUUAAAUGUAUGCCAUCCAAUGACGUCUGAAGCCAAAAAAGGAAGGGAAUUUCCACAAUUUGCUUAUUAAACGUUUAUUUCUUUGUUGACAUCCAACAAAGUUUAAUUCGCUCUUUCUUUUAUUUUUUUGAUUACUAUAAUUAACAUCGCUUUACAGAUGAAUCAAGCCAAAAUAAGACAGAGCGACAGAGCGGCUUAUUGCAUUUAAUAAUAGGAGCCUUAAGUCUACAGAAAAAUGUUGAGUUGUUUUUCGUUUAUUGGUCUUAAUGCUUUUGCUUUCGUGCAAUUAACGUAGCAAUAAUAAAUUGACGUACGAUAUAUCAUGUUCGUCACAUUAGGGACAAACGUUACCAGAUGUUUAUAGAAUAACCAAACCGGUUUCUUUCAAAGACAUAAACGUGACCGCACAGCUAAAGUUCUGUGCCAAUACAAAAUGAGAACUUGGUUUUGGAUUCUUGGCUGGAUUCUGUCCAUUCUGACGAUGGCUGGAAAUGGUUUCACCGUACUUCUUGUGGGCAGUCGGCGUCGGCUUCGCACCAAAACCAACGCGUUCAUCGUUUCACUUGCGGUGGCGGAUUUCUGUGUUGGGGCCUUCGCUUUUCCUUCACUGUUCUUCUGUCAGAUCAGAGGUGGUUGCAAUUGGCCUCGAACCUAUGCGCCCUGGGUGGAAUUUAUAAGGUGGCUCUUUCAGUAUGCCUCUAUAAUGAAUCUGUGCAGCCUGGUACUAGAUCGGUAUAUGGCUAUUGUAAAGCCACUGAAAUACUUCACCUUCAUGACUGCGCGACGAGUAACCCAACUAACAUUUAUUUCUUGGGUGAUUCCUCUUGGUUUUGCAAUUUGUUCUGUUUUCAUGAGUUUAUAUUUACCAUUUUCGAUAUAUGCGAUAGCCUUGAUCGUACACUUUACGAUCCUCGAGAUUUUCUCCAUCUGCAUGUUAAGUUUCUGUUUUAUUUCCAUGUUAACAGUUGUAUACAAGCAAACUCGAUCAUCAGCCAUCUUAGCAAAACAGUUACGUUUCAACCACCGAUGUUUGACAUUCAACGCAUAUGACAAAUCAGCAGUUGUAAUGUUGGCAGUUGUGGUAGGCUUCGCUCUAGCUUGUUACGCAAUUUACUUGCGAUGUACCUUUCUUCACAUUAAAGUUGUAAGAAACCAUACAACUCACCACCUUUCGUGUGAAAAGGAAGACUUUGCGUACAAAAUACCUAUGUCACUUCUGAACUCUGCAAUAAACCCUUUGGCAUACGCUUUCUUUAAGCGUGAUAUUAAAAGAGCCUUAAAAGGAAAAUAG
Messenger RNA from Porites evermanni, 6109 nucleotides. NCBI's taxonomy places the organism in Eukaryota, Metazoa, Cnidaria, Anthozoa, Scleractinia, Poritidae. The record is from the annotation of a GenBank genome assembly.